UAUGAAAGGCGCAGCCCGGGGAAAGUCCGGGCAGAACCCCGAGCGGCGGCCAGACCACCCUCCUCCUAAUAAUACACCUACUUCCCCAGCCGCCCGGCAUGAGCCACGGGAAGAGAACCGACAUGCUCCCAGAGAUCGCCGCCGCCGUGGGCUUCCUCUCCAGUCUCCUGAGGACGCGGGGCUGUGUGAGCGAGCAGAGACUCAAGGUGUUCAGCAGGGCGCUCCAGGACGCACUGACCGAUCAUUACAAACACCACUGGUUUCCAGAGAAACCAUCCAAAGGCUCUGGCUACCGCUGCAUCCGCAUCAACCACAAGAUGGACCCCAUCAUUAGCAAGGUGGCCAGCCAGAUUGGACUCAGCCAGCCCCAGCUCCACCGGCUGCUGCCCAGUGAGCUGACCCUGUGGGUUGAUCCCUAUGAGGUGUCCUACCGCAUCGGAGAGGAUGGUUCCAUCUGUGUCCUGUACGAGGAGGCCCCGGUGGCUGCCUCCUAUGGGCUCCUCACUUGCAAGAAGCAAAUGAUGCUGGGCAGGAGCAGCCCCUCGAAGAACUAUGUGAUGGCUGUCUCCAGCUAAAGAAGAGCCACCCUACCCUGGCACUCUACUGUACUCAAGCUGCCGUGACAACAGGCCACCGUAUACCUCAACCUGGGGAACUGUGUUUUUAAAUGAAGAGCUAUUUAUACAUGCUAUUUUUUUUUUUUUUUAAGAAAAGAGGAGAAAAAAAAACCAAAAGAUUUUUUUUUUAAAGAAAAAAAAAUCCUUAAAGGGAGCUGCUUGGAAGUGGCCUCCCCAGGUGCCUUUGGAAAGAACUGUUAUUGAGUCCAUGAGCCAGUGUUUGCCUAGGGGAGUGGUUUGGGGAUUGGCCUAGCCAAGGUAAAGGGGGAUUCAAGGCUGAUCCCCCGGAGGUGGGAAAAGGGAGCAACUGUGAAUGAGAGGGGUCAAGAUCUGCCCUGGGUUACUGUCCCAGCCGGGAUGCCUGUAUGCCUGGUUCCUCUCUCACUCAGGGGCAGUUAAGCCUGGUCUCAAAUAAUACUACAUUGCCUAAUCUCCUUUUGUUUUUCUGAUGAGAUCCUGGGUAGAGUGAAAGACCUCUCCUUGUUCCUUCUGUUCUAAGCAGGUUUUCUUGGAAUCUUGUCUCACUUCUGAUUCUACCCUCAGGGGCCUGGAAAGCUUGUUCCCCAGCCAGGAAUCUAUGCGGACAUUUUUGGAGGGUGGGAUGUAAGGCAGAUGUGCAAAGACUUUGGGUGUAGAUGGAGGGGAACCGCACAAAACCUUUGCUCUGCGCUGCGCUGCUUUGUAUGGAUGGAUGGCGAAUAAUUUAGGGGUGAUUUGCAAUGGAAUUUUGGGACCCAAAGAGGGGUCGUUUUCCCCCCCUCCCUUUUCCUAAACCCUCCUUUUGGGAACCACAUGAAAGUCCGAAUGCUGCUACCAUUAUUCCUUUAGAGGUGGCUCAAAGCUCCAGGGAACUCCAGGUCCUUUCUUAACUGCCUUCUCUUCAAGACUCCCGUUCCUCCUUCCCCUCUUUGGUGUGGUUGGGUCCUGGAAGGCCCUAUUUCCUAGGACAAGAGUUCUCAAUCACUGUGCAAUAGUCCCAGGAAACUCUGAGACUGGGCCUCCCAGCCCCUCCUGGUGCACUGGUGGGUUUUAGAGACCUGCUUUUCCUGUUCUCCUAGGGGUUCUGGCUGGCUGGUGGGCCUUGCAGAGAUCUUCCUGAGCUGCAGAGAGAGUGCCUGUGCACUGCAGGCCUACCUGAUACUCUGGUAGGGCUGCCACUAAGAGCCAAACUUUGGGCACAGCUUUAUCUCCUUGGUGCUCAGAGCACCUGUGGAGGAGGUUGUCUCUCUCAGUAAAAUCCAAAUUUAUCUAUAGAUGUGUGCAAUAUUUACUGUUCUGGGUUGGAGAAAAUUGGAAAACACUGGGAAGAAAUGGCUUUCCUUCAGGUUCAGUGACAUUGAUGAGGGGUCCUCAGAAGGCCUCCAGUCUCUCAAACUGAAGGACAGAGGUAGAAUCAGCCGAUCACCCUCUCCUUAAUGAGGACCCCCCCCUUCCCCAUUUCUCUCGACCGCCAUGGCAUCCCAUUUCCUGGAUUUCUUAACUCCUCAGUUUCUACUCAAAGGUGCUAUUUACCAAACACUCUGCCCAGCCUGCUCUGACACCCCCAGCUUCCAGCUUCACAUAGCCUUCCCAGGCAGCUUCAUCUCUCUUGCUUUAAAGUUAACUCUGGGCCCACAGAUGCGAGCUGUGGGUUCAGACAAAGCUGUGAAUUGCAACUGAUGGUUCUUGUGUCUUGUCCCCAAACAAGUCCCUGCCUCUUUAGAAGCAGCCGCCUGGUCUCAUGCUGAGAUCUGUUCUUUCUUGUCGAUGUUCACUUUAAAAAUGACAAAACCCCCCAGAGCUGGACUGUUGAGCAGGCCUGUCUCUCUUAUUAAGUAAAAAUAAGUAAUAGUGGUAAGUUUGUAAGCUAUUCUGACAGAAAAGGCAAAGGUUACUAAUUGUAUAAUAGUGUUUUUAUAUGGAAGACUGUACAGCUUUAUGGACAUAUGUACACUUUUGUUUUUAAUAAAAAUGUAGCAGAUCA
This is a messenger RNA of Peromyscus californicus insignis, 2580 nucleotides long. RefSeq names its product BTG anti-proliferation factor 2 (gene Btg2). Gene Ontology annotation, biological process: negative regulation of cell population proliferation; negative regulation of mitotic cell cycle. The record is from RefSeq and is a predicted model, not a curated record. Gene Ontology annotation, cellular component: nucleus; cytoplasm. The coding region runs from base 99 to 575 and encodes 158 amino acids. Lineage: Eukaryota; Metazoa; Chordata; Mammalia; Rodentia; Cricetidae. The transcript has 2 exons.